Saxophila tyrrhenica is the source of this 2079-nucleotide messenger RNA. RefSeq lists its product as uncharacterized. Gene Ontology annotation, molecular function: calcium ion binding; NADH dehydrogenase activity. The transcript is spliced from 2 exons. Bases 1 to 2079 code for a protein of 692 amino acids. Lineage: Eukaryota; Fungi; Ascomycota; Dothideomycetes; Mycosphaerellales; Extremaceae. The record is from RefSeq and is a predicted model, not a curated record.
AUGCCCCAUCUCCCGCGAGCCCUCGCAGGGUUCGCUCGAUCUCUACCGCGCCAGCUACCCAAGAGUAGACCCAAUGGCACUGCAGCGACAUCGAUACGAAGCCAGCAGCGCUGCUUCACCUCUCGGCAACCUCAGGUCCUUCCGCGCGCACUGCGAAGGGGCAUCCGACGAGCCGGCAUCCAAUGCCAUCAGAUACGCUUCAAGUCUGAUGCAGAAGCACCAGUAGCGCCAACUACACCGAUCCCCCCGAAAUCGAGGUCAAGAAUCUUACACUAUGCCUACAAAGGCCUUGCGUCGCUGGGCUUGUUCAUGGUCAUAUCAGGCGGUCUGGUCGUGGCCUUCUUCAUCUACGACGCCAGCACCUACCAAGACGACCCCGAAACCUCCGAUAUCCCCGUCUCCGAAUAUGCUCUCAACCCUAGGCGUGGUGGACCGAAGAACCUGCCGAUAGUGGAUUACUUCAUCGACGACGAUGACACCGACGACAUGAAGACGCAAAAGCACAAGCCGAAGUUGGUCAUUCUGGGGACGGGAUGGGGCAGCGUGGCAUUGCUGAAGCAGUUGGAUCCGGGCGACUAUCAUGUGACGGUUGUGAGCCCGAGCAAUCACUUCUUGUUCACACCCAUGCUGCCUUCGGCGACGGUGGGGACUCUGGAACUCAGGUCGCUGGUGGAGCCAGUUCGUAAGAUCGUUAAGAGGGUCAAGGGUCACUUUUUGAAGGCAUUGGCUGUGGAUGUCGACUUCAGUGAGAAGCUGCUUGAGAUUUCGUCGACCGCCGCAAAUGGGAAGGAGGAGCGAUUCUACCUACCUUACGACAAGCUGGUGGUGGGAGUCGGCAGUGUCACCAACCCUCACGGCGUAAAAGGCCUGGAACACUGCCAUUUCCUCAAAGACAUCAGCGAUGCGCGCUUGAUCCGAAACCAGGUCAUUCGAAAUCUGGAAAUUGCUUGCCUACCUACCACUCCGGACGAGGAGCGAAGAAGACUUCUGUCCUUCGUCGUUUCCGGUGGCGGACCUACUGGAGUCGAGUUUGCGGCCGAGCUGUACGACAUGCUAAACGAAGACCUUUGCAAGUUCUAUCCACGAGUACUUCGCAACGAAAUCUCGGUGCACGUCAUCCAGUCGCGCAGUCACAUUCUCAACACCUACGAUGAAGCGCUGUCCAAAUUCGCCGAAGCCCGCUUUGCCCACGACAACGUCGACAUUCAGACCAACGCCCGAGUCAAGGAAGUCCAAGCCGACCGCAUCAUCUACACCCAGAAGGACGACGAGGGCAAAUUGAUCACGAAAGAGCUCUCACAUGGCUUCUGCCUUUGGUCCACCGGUGUCAGCCAGAACGAGUUCUGCCAGACCCUCGCUGCCAAGAUCGACUCCCAGAACAACCGCCACGCCCUCGAGACAGACACUCAUCUUCGCCUUGUCGGAGCGCCGAUGGGCGACGUGUACGUCAUCGGCGAUGCCAGCACCGUGCAAAACAACGUCAGCGACCACAUCAUCUCCUUCCUCCGCACGCUCGCGUGGGAGAAAGGCAAGGACCCUACCAACAUGAAGAUCUCCUACCCGGACUGGCGUCACGUCGCGAAACGCGUCAAGUCGCGCUUCCCACAAGCCUCUGACCAUCUAAGACGUCUCGACAAGCUGUUUGAGCAGUACGACAAGGACAAGAGCGGCUCCCUCGACUUUGGCGAACUCUCCGAAUUACUUCGCCAAAUCGACAGCAAGCUCACCUCCCUCCCCGCCACCGCUCAACGCGCGAAUCAGCAAGGCGAGUACCUGGCUCGAAAGUUCAACAAGCUCGCGCACGCUUCGCCCGGACUGGCGAUGAACAGCAUCAACGAUGGCGAUAUUGACGAAGCUGUUUACAAGGCGUUUGAGUACAAGCAUCUGGGCUCACUGGCGUACAUUGGCAAUGCGGCCAUCUUCGAUAUCAACGGGAUGAACUUUGGCGGUGGACUGCUGGCGGUGUACUUGUGGCGUAGUAUCUACUUUGCACAGAGCGUGAGUCUGCGGACGAGGUGUUUGCUUGCGAUGGAUUGGAGUAAGAGGGCGUUGUUUGGGAGAGACAUGAUGAACUACUAG